Messenger RNA from Cavenderia fasciculata, 816 nucleotides. RefSeq names its product adenylate kinase (gene adkB). Gene Ontology annotation, cellular component: cytoplasm. Lineage: Eukaryota; Evosea; Eumycetozoa; Acytosteliales; Cavenderiaceae. Gene Ontology annotation, biological process: nucleobase-containing compound metabolic process. The coding region runs from base 1 to 816 and encodes 271 amino acids. The record is from RefSeq and is a predicted model, not a curated record. The transcript is spliced from 3 exons. Gene Ontology annotation, molecular function: AMP kinase activity; ATP binding.
AUGAUUAGAUAUAUAACCGGAUCAUCAUUAAAACACACAUCAACAUUGACAAAAUCAUCAACCUCAUUGUCAUCAACAACAUCACCAUGUAAAUAUUAUUAUAGUUUGAAUCAACCAGUAUCGACAUCUUGUUAUUUCUACUCUACUGCAUCUUCUUUUUCUUCAAAGUCUUUGAGAAUAGCACUUGUUGGAGCACCUGGAUCUGGUAAAGGAACACAAAGCGCAAAAAUGGAAAGAGACUUUGGUUUGAAACCAAUCUCUACAGGUCAAAUUCUUAGACAAGUUGCAAGUGACGUUUCACCAUUGGGAAAGGAAAUCAAAGCUAUUUUGGAUUCUGGAAAAUUGGUAUCAGAUGAAUUCAUGUUAAAAGUGAUGCAAGAAUAUUUGGGUAAAAUGAAGGAACAAGGAUACCUUUUGGAUGGAUAUCCAAGAACGACAAAACAAGCAGAAGACUUGGACAAAUGGUUGGAAGAGAGAAAGAUGCCACUUGAUUUUGUAUUAUAUUUAGAUGUACCAGAAGAGGUGUUGAUGGACAGAAUCCAAGACCGCUGGAUCCAUCCAUCCAGCGGCCGUGUAUACAACUCUCAAUACAACCCACCCAAGGUCAAGGGUGUCGAUGACGUUACCGGCGAGGCCUUGGUCAAACGUUCCGACGACAAUGACCUCAAGGUUCGUGAACGUAUCGACACUUAUCAUCGUGAGACUUUACCCAUUCUCACUCACUACAAAACAAAAGGAAAAUUAUUGACUGUUCACUCUCCAAAUUCUGAUGUUGGUUAUGAAUCUAUUAAAACAAUCUUUGAAAAGUAUAAAUAA